AUGUCAUCGAAUCCAAUAAUUAAUCAAACAACAUCUGAACCUAACACAGUAGUUGUCUCUGAUGAAACAGUAAAACAAAAUAUUGAAAUUGUUCAACCACCAGAAAUACUAUCAAGUAAACAAUCUUCAAAUUCCGAUUCCUAUGAAACUUUAUCCGAUAGUGAUGAGAAUGACGAUGAUGAUGAUAAUGAUGAUGAUGAUGAUGAUGAUGAUGGAGAAUAUCCAGUUGAUUUAACAUUCGAUUGGCUUGAUGAACAAAUGCGUGCUGGUGUUGAUUUACGUCCAUUACUAUCUCGAAUCUUGCCCGGUUUACCAGACGAUGUUUCAGAAUCGACUCUUUACGAAAUUUUCAUGGAUCUAUUUUUACCAUUUCGUCAACGAAAAGCACUCGAACAAUAUAAAACUCUUGAUGAUGCUGUAGAACUAAUAAGUACACGAAAAAAUAUUCUUAUCUUAACCGGAGCUGGAAUAUCCGUUAGUUGUGGAAUUCCUGAUUUUCGUUCUCGUGAUGGUGUUUAUGCUCGAUUACGUGAAGAAUUUCCUGAACUGCCUGAUCCACAAUCAAUGUUUGAUAUAAAUUAUUUUACUCAUGAUCCUCGGCCAUUUUUUCGUUUUGCAAAAGACAUUUGGCCCGGACAAUAUCAACCAUCGUUAGCACAUCAUUUCAUAGCUGAAUUAGAACGACAAGAUAAAUUACUGCGAAAUUAUACACAAAAUAUUGAUUCAUUAGAGCACUUAAGUUCAAUAACACGUCUUAUACAAUGUCAUGGUUCAUUUUCAACUGCAACAUGUCGUAGUUGUCAUUAUAAAGUUCAAAGUGAUGAAAUAAAGGAUGAAAUUUUGCAACAAAAAAUCCCUUAUUGUCCAAAAUGUUCGAAAGAUGUUAAUAAUGCCAUACUUAAACCAGAUAUUGUGUUUUUCGGUGAACAAUUACCAGAUGAUUUUCAUAGAGCAAUCUCAAUUGAUAAAAAUAAAUGUGAUUUACUUAUUGUUAUGGGUUCUAGUUUAAAAGUUAAACCAGUUUCACUUGUAUCGGAAUUAUUACCAAGUGACACACCACAAAUAUUAAUUAAUCGUGAAAGUUUACCACAUAAAACAUUUGAUAUCGAAUUAUUGGGCAAUUGUGAUGUUAUUAUAAAUGAAUUAUGUCUUCGUUUAGCUAAACUAAAUCCAUCAUUUCGACCAUUGAAAAAUCAAACUGAACAUUCUCUAAAUGAAAUUUUAUAUGAAACUCUACAUCAAUCAAUAGAAACACAUAAAAUUAAAAAACAAAAACUUGAUAAUGAUAUCGAAUCAUGCUCACACUCAGAUGAGGAUGUAUCAACACUUCAUCCGAAAACAAUCGAACCUAAAAUACCAGACGACAGCUCAACAACACAAAUAAGAACAUUAUCAUCAUUUAAGAAUUCGUCAUUAUUCAAUGGAGAUACAUCAUUUAUAAACUAUUCACCACGACGAUAUAUAUUUGCUGGUGCUGAAAUAAAUUUGUCAUCCGAUGACGAAGAUACAGAUCAACAUUUAGAUGAAGAAGAAUUACCAAGAAAACAUGCAGAAUGA
This is a messenger RNA of Rotaria socialis, 1557 nucleotides long. The record is from the annotation of a GenBank genome assembly. NCBI's taxonomy places the organism in Eukaryota, Metazoa, Rotifera, Eurotatoria, Philodinida, Philodinidae.